AUGACCCAGGAGCAGUACAUCCUCGCGGCGCAGCCCAACUCCCUCCACCAGCGAGGGUCGUCGGUGUGCGGCGCCCAGGUGUACCCCGCCGUCGGGAUCUACGGCUGGAGGAAGAGAUGCUUGUACUUCUUCAUCCUCCUCCUCCUCGUCACGAUGAUUGUCAACCUGGCGCUGACCAUCUGGAUACUCAAAGUCAUGAAUUUCACUCCGGAUGGAAUGGGCAAACUGCGAGUGACCAAAGAAGGAGUGAGACUAGAAGGGGAGUCUGAAUUCCUAUUGCCUUUAUACGUCAAAGAGAUUCAAUCACGGGGGGACAGUCCAUUGAUCAUGCAGUCUGAUAGAAAUGUGACUAUCAAUGCGAGGAAUGGCGAGGGACAACUCACUGGUCAGCUUACCGUGGGCUCAGAAAUGGUGGAGGUCCAGUGUCAGAGGUUUGAGGUGAAGAGCGCGGACGGGGAUAGACUCCUUUUCUCCGCAGAUGAAGAGGAGGUCAGCAUCGGCACAGAAAGACUCAGAGUGACAGGUUCCGAAGGGGUGGUGUUUAGCCAUUCGGUACAGACGUCUCAUGUGAGGGCAGAACCUUCCCAGGAUCUGAAGCUCGAAUCUCCGACUCGGACGCUAACCCUCGAGGCCCCCCGGGGUGUUGAGCUGAAUGCCGGCGUUGGGGACUUCACCGCAUCUUGUCGGAAGGACCUCCUGCUACAGUCCUCGGAAGGAGAGAUCUUUCUAGAUGCAAAUAUCAUCCGUCUGGGCAACAUUCCACUUGGUAGCGCAGUGGACCCAUUGGAAGGAGCGGCAGCAGGUACCACCUACACCAAACAGACGGGGGUGUACGAACUCUGCGCCUGCGCCAACGGCAAGCUGUACCUAUCCCCGGCGGAGAAAAGCUCGACCUGCCAAACCACGAGUAACUUUUGCCUCUGGAGCUGAAAGUGGAGAGCUGAAGAAAAGAGACAGCACCUAUGGAUGAUUGGAGAAAAGCUAAUGCUAGCCAACCGACUGAAUCAAUACGGAUCAAAGCUGGGCUGAAUCGAUAUCGGAAGCCAGCGGACCAGAUCGCCAUGGACUACAGCAUGGCGACAAAUUCACAUUCUUUAAUGAGUCGAAUAAAAUGGAUAAAAAGCUUGGCAGGAUGUCAAAGCACCAGUCAGGAUGGAAUGUGAGUUUGUGUGGUCAACCAGUUUUCCAGUUAACAGAACAUCAAUCAGCAGGGAUGAGUUCUUGGACCUCCGGAAAUCGAGAAUCAACCACCAGUAAGAGGGAUUGACCGGCACCAGCGGUUAGUCAACCAGAUGGAUGAAUUUAGUGUCACGUUAAGGAAGUGAAUGGCCAGCAGAACUGUGACAGCUGUUAUGUGUUUCCCACGUACGGCGUUAGGGUCACUUGAAAGUGAGGCCAGUGUUCACUGAAUGACCAAGAAGCGCUGAAAAAAAAUGGGGACGACCGUAACCCUCACCGGCAGGGAGGCAGACAAGAACCCUGGUUUAACCUCAGCUGAGUACCCCUCCCUUUUGGGUCAGUCUAGUGGGAAGCUGAAGCCAGCUACUCGACCAAUCUAUACCGGAAAAGGCCUUCCCCGUCCCGCCCUGCUGGAAUUUCAAUCCAUAUUAUGUUAAGACCCCCCAUGGAGCAGUCACAGAACUGUGCCACAGGAUAACCAAUUGUGCUUUCAACGUUGCGUUCACCUUAUUUCCAUCUCAUUUGUCAACCAAAGUUAACUGCAAACCAUUUAACAUUCAGCAGCUUCAUCACUUUCCCCCUAUUUUUUAUUUAAAAGUGUACCUUCUUUUGUUGAGCAGAGACACACUUCUGUCGGUACGUCUGUCUGAUGGUUGUCUCUAAUUUGUACCAAUGGUUUUUAACAGAUAUUGUACAGCAUGGUUCACUAACUGGUCUGGUCUGAGUCAGGGACCAGACGCCGACCGAUAUGGAACCGGAGACGUAGUCAAGAAUUUAGAGUAGUACCCUAACUAAGCAAAUUGAAUUCCACGACUGAGCACAUAGCUCAAAAAACUCGUAUCUCAGAUCUAUUGAAAUGAACUGAAAUCAAUUUAACUUGUGAUCCCAAAACACCACAAUGUCAACAUCGCUUUUAAGAAGAAAAUUUUAGAUAAUAAAUGUUGAAAAAAAUACAAUAGCAUUAAGGUAAUAUUGUUCACUAUUUACCUUGGUGAGCAGAUAUUGUAGGUGUCCCCUAAGGCAGGGAUUCUUAACCUUUUUGAUCACAUUACCCAAAAUCACGCUACAGAUAUUAACACUGACCUACAUGAGGAAAUUCCCGAAGGAAUUGCAUGUGAAUGCUCCAAUGCUGAAGUUGAACUGAAAUCCUGGGAUUUUUUUAGAAUUGUUGAAAGGGAGCAAUUCCUGAACAGGCUGAAUAUUUUAAAGUUGGAAAAUUUUGAAUCAGAUAAAACAUGUGGGAGUUGUGGAAUUUUGAAGAAUGUUCCAUUCAUUUAAAUUGGAAUUUCCCCAAAAUUUGGGAAUUUUGGGAAAAGCAGGAUUUUUUUUAAAAAAUUGGUUAAAAAAAAACAAAAAAAACCUUGAAUGGUCUGAAUGAGUUGAAAUGGUUGGUGUUGGAAUUUUUGAAAUCGGUCGAGAAAUGUUGAAGUGAGAAAUGAUAUUACCGAACUCCUGGAAUAUGGAUAAGCGGAAGAUGAUGGAUGGAUGGAUGGAUGGAAUUUUUAUAGCUCAAAAAAACAACUUAGUUUUUUAUCCUAAUGUUUGGAUGUUGGAACAGUUGAAAUGCGUUGAAAAAUGUUGAAGGAGUAGACGCCAGAAAAAAGGAUGGAAAUAGGGGUUUUUGGAAAACCAGGAAUUCUGGAGAAUUUUGGAAUUCUUCAGACUUGGAAAUAAAGGUUGUUUGAAUUAUCAAGUUGGUGAAACAUGUUGAAGGUGGAAUGCUUUUAAUCGGUUGAAAAAUGUGGAAAUGGUGAAAGUUUUAAAAAAUGGCCAAUUCAUUUUGAAGGGGAAAAAGGUCCCGGAAAACGUAGAAUUCUGGAAAAUCGGGGAAUUUUUGGAAUCCGUCAAGGGAAAGCCUGUGAUUCCCGAAUUGGCUGAACAGUUUGAAGUUAGAACGGUUUGAAUCAGAUGAAAUAUGCGGAAGGUAGAACAUGCCAAAAUCUGGAGACGAAGAAUAAGAAAGAAAACCAUGUGUGCGAAUGUUUUGGAGCAUUCACACAAUUAGUCAUCUUACUCGUGAUUUUAAUCACAUUCAAUAAUGGUAAAUAGGUUAUACUUGUAUCGCGCUUUUCUACCUUCUAGGUACUCAUUCACCCAUUCACCCACACAUUCACCACGCUGAUGGCGGGAGCUGCCAUGCAAGGCCCUAACCACGACCCAUCAGGAGCAAGGGUGAGGUGUCUUGCUCAAAGACACAACAGACGUGACUAAGAUGGCGGAAGCCGGGGAUCGAACCAGGAACUCUCUACCAACCAAACCAUAAUUAUAUCUAACCUACUUACAGUUUACAACCUUGUCAAAUUAUUUGAAUGUUGUUUUUUUUUUAAAUGCAAAGAAUAUUAUUUGUUUAACAUAUAACCUUUGGCUUAGGUCAGACUGAUUAGAAAAAUAAGUUCUAACAAAACAUAUUCACGAAAAGAGACUCACAAUUACCUGACAAACGAUAUAAUUACAUAAAAUCAUGUAGUGCUAAAGUCCAUCCAUCCAUCCAUCUUCUUACACUUAUCCGAGGUCGGGUCUCGGUUGCAGCAGCCUAAGCAGGGAAGCCCAGACUUCCCUCUCCCCAGCCACUUCGUCCAGCUCCUCCCGGGGGAUCCCGUGGCGUUCCCAGGCCAGCCGGGAGACAUAGUCUUCCCAACGUGCCCUGGGUCUUCCCCGUGGCCUCCUACCGGUCGGACGUGCCCGAAACACCUCACUAGGGAGGCGUUCGGGUGGCAUCCUGACCAGAUGCCAAAACCACCUCAUCUGGCUCCUCUCGAUGUGGAGGAGCAGCGGCUUUAGGUUGAGCUUCUCCCGGAUGACAGAGCUUCUCCAAGGGAGAGACCCGACACCCGGCGGAGAAAACUCCUUUUGGCCACUUGUAACCGUGAUCUUGUCCUUUCGGUCAUGACCCAAAGCUCAUGACCAUAGGUGAGGAUGGGAACGUAGAUCGACCGGUAAAUUGCGAGCUUUGCCUUCCGGCUCAGCUCCUUCUUCACCACAACGUAUCGAUACAGCGUCCACAUUACUGAAGACUAGUGCUAAAGUUAAUACACUAAAAUAAUAAUGAAUAUUGUUCUUAGGUAAACUGUCAAUAAAUAUACAGCUUUACCACUUUGGUCAUAUUUUUUUGCGCUUAAGACAUUUUCUUUGACAUUAGCUCCAGACUCUUUCAGUUUGUUUAAGAUUGUCAUUACUGACACAAGUGGUGGAAAGGUGUAGUACCGCUUGCGCCCCAUAUGGACCACAGCUGGGAAACAUGUUUUUUGGCGGCCCUCCAGAGAGCACUCGCGGUCCAGCAAUGGUUAAGAAACACUGUCCUAAGGGUUGAUUCUCCAUUGUGUAUGAACAGGAAUUAAGAAAUUAAGUCUGAUGGCCCAAGGCCUUAGCUUGAGGAAAUGUUCUAUAUCAGGACCUAUUUGAGUUUUAGUUUUAGUUUAGUCUUUAUUUGAAGGGACAAUGCACAGAAACAUUAAGCUGUAAAACAGAUAUGUUCUGUACCAGAUUAUAGCUAAAUAGCUCAUUUCCAUCUGCAGUCCCUGGCCACCUAAAUUAAAGGGAUACAAAAAUCAUGCAAUAAAAGGACAAUAAAAUCAUAUCAUAUCACGUAAUCAAAUUAACAAAAGUCAUAAAAUGCCCUUUCAUGGACACAUACUUAAUAUACAAUACAACCACAUCUAAUUUACAUAAUCACACAAAGACAAUACAUGCUCUUGUUUAUGUCUGUCAUUAUUUUUAAAAACAACCAUGAUUUUAACAGACACACCUCACAAUUUACAACAAAUAUAGUUGUAAAUUGUGGCCACCUUAGUGACCGUGUGAGCAGCUUUGAUUGCUCCAAAGCCACUUUUUAACUUCAAAUGUAAAUGAACAAUAAUCUGUUAAACUUUUCAAGUCUGUUGUGAGGUCGUUCCAUUCCUUUAUGACUUUAUAUGAAAAGGCUGAUUGUGCAAAAAAUGUUUUACAUCUGGGUACGCUACAGUGCCCCCUGGUGGAGGCUUGUGUGUGUCUAGUUGUCACAGCAUAUGUAAACCGGACAAAGUGCUUAAGUGGCGCUGGUGCAGUGUUAUUUAGGGUGUGAUGGGCCAUUUAGUUUUAAUAUCCCCUGUGACCUUUUCAAGUGUUUCAAUAGACUCUGCUAUCCAUUUGGUACUUUCUGGCUUUCCGCUACAUCUCUUGAUAUCAUCAGGAUUGUUUGUACCAUUGUUUAUUUUCAUUGUCUUGUUACUUCAUUACCACACAACCCACUCUAUAUAAGGCUCGAAGGAGCACGUAAUUUCGCAAUGCAUUGUGGGGGCUGGUUAGCCAUUGUUAAUGGCCAAAGCUUGUGUUUACACAGCUGUACUCAUUGUGAGAGAGAGAGCAACAAUCUUGUUUAAAAUGGAUCAUACGGAAGAAAAAAAAAAAUCAAGGGACAGUACCAAGACAAAUAGGACCCUGUUCCAAAGGCUUGCCAACUUGAAAAAUAUAUACAAUUCGUGGAGUUGAUUCAUGUAAGCGCGUCCAAUAGAUGAAAUUUGAGCAAGCUGCUGUAUGAGUCGUGUAUCUCGAUCGCCAACGCAGUCAGUUUUUAUAAAGGCGAAACAUUUCUGAAGGCCGAGUUGGUAAAGGGUCAUUUAGCUUAGCUAUUUCUAUCUUCCUACGAAACAUAAUAAAGCAUGCUUUAAUUUAAACUUACCAGUGUGAAUAAGCUGUGAACACACCAACAUGUACUAAUUGAUAGCGAUUAAG
Molecule: messenger RNA, 5889 nt
Organism: Nerophis ophidion (straightnose pipefish)
Lineage: Eukaryota; Metazoa; Chordata; Actinopteri; Syngnathiformes; Syngnathidae
Product: zeta-sarcoglycan-like
Exons: 7
Coding region: 1-930 (309 amino acids)
Biological process (GO): heart contraction; cardiac muscle tissue development
Cellular component (GO): sarcoglycan complex; sarcolemma
Source: RefSeq, a predicted model, not a curated record